UUAAGACACAUUUUCCCGUUUCAUCGGGUGAAUGUUAUAACUUUGGAGGUUUUAAAUCCUGACGAAUCGCCUUUACCAAGUAAGGAACUAUGACAAACGUGAAAGUCGCGAUUCGAGUUCGCCCUCUCAACGCAAGGGAAAGCGUGGGUGGAGGGAGGCUAGCUGUCCAGGUAGAGGACAAGUUGGUGAGGAUAAAGAAUACCAAGCUGGAUGGACGUCAGGACGGCCCUGGGGACUCCAGGGAGAAGGUGCUGGAGUUUGGUUUUGACUACUGCUACUGGUCUGUUGCCCCAGAGGAACCACACUAUGCCUCACAGGAGGAGGAGCUCUGCACAUUCAGCUCCACGCUCCUUAGGGAGGUUUAUUUUUCUGCCCGACAACUAGCUUUCAACUCCCCCACCCUCCGGCCCUGCUACCCUGCCCCCGGCCCUGCUACCCAGCCUCCCAUCCUGCCUCCCGUCCUGCCACCCAGCCUCCCGUCCUGCCAUCCUGCCUCCCGUCCUGCCACCCAGCCUCCCGUCCUGCCACCCAGCCUCCCGUCCUGCUACCCAGCCUCCCAUCCUGCCACCCAGCCUCCCGUCCUGCCACCCAGCCUCCCGUCCUGUCACCCAGCCUCCCAUCCUGCCACCCAGCCUCCCGUCCUGCCACCCAGCCUCCCGUCCUGCCACCCAGCCUCCCGUCCUGCCACCCAGCCUCCCGUCCUGCCACCCAGCCUCCCAUCCUGCCACCCAGCCUCCCGUCCUGCCAUCCAGCCUCCCGUCCUGCCACCCAGCCUCCCAUCCUGCCACCCAGCCUCCCGUCCUGCCACCCAGCCUCCUGUCCCUCCUCCUAGCUCUAGCAGGGUGUUCCAGGACCUGGGACUGACGGUGCUGGCCGGGGCGUCAGAGGGCUACAACGUCUGUCUGUUUGCCUACGGUCAGACUGGCACUGGCAAGACCUACACCAUGAUGGGCACACUGGACUCCAUGGGCCUGACCCCCAGGAUUUGUCAGGGCCUGUUCAGAUCUGAUAACACCUUCCCUGAAGGACAGAACUCCAGCAGGGUUGAGAUCAGCUUUCUGGAGAUCUAUAAUGAGCGCGUUCGUGACCUGCUGCGAGGCAGAGAGCAGAAGAAGAAAGCCUCUCUACGGGUUAGGGAGCAUCCUAAGAAAGGACCCUACGUACAAGACCUGUCCCAACAUGUGGUGUCUGACUACAAGCAGGCGGUGGACCUAUUAGAGGAGGGCAUUGCCAACCGCAUCACCGCGGCAACACACAUCCACGACGCCAGCAGCAGAUCCCAUGCUAUCUUCACUAUCCAGUACACCCAGGCUAUUCUGGAGAACAACCUUCCCUCAGAGAUUGUUAGCAAGAUCAACCUGGUAGACCUGGCUGGCAGUGAGAGAGCAGACCCCCACUACUGCAGAGACAGACUCACUGAGGGAUCCAACAUCAACAAAUCCCUGGUGACACUGGGUAUCGUCAUCUCUGCUCUGGCCCAGAACUCUCAGAUGUCCAGUAGUUGUCAGAGCAUCAACAGUGUGGCCAGUGAGGGCGAAGGCAGCACUGUGGGCAGUCACACCAGCUCUCUGUCUGGUGGUGGUGGUGGUGGAGGAGGGAGAAGAAACUGCUUCAUCCCCUACAGGGACUCAGUCCUCACCUGGCUCCUCAAAGACAGCCUGGGAGGAAACGCUAAGACCAUCAUGAUCGCCACUGUGUCCCCAUCCAGUAGCAGCUACAAUGAGACUCUCAGCACCCUGCGCUACGCUUCUCACGCUAGGAACAUCGUCAACAAGCCCAGGGUCAAUGAGGAUGCCAGUGUGAGGCUGAUCAGAGAGCUACGUGAGGAGAUAGACAGGCUGAAGAGUAUGCUUCUCAGCUUCGAGAUGCAACGGAAUCCUAGCCCUUCUCUGAGUGAUCAGAGAGACGGGAGUCUGUCUGACAUCGUGUUGCAGAACGAACUAAAGGUGGGUGAGCUGACGAAAGACUGGUCAGAGAGCUGGCGGGACAAGAAGGAGCUUUUGGAACAGUACAGUGUGGAUAUCAACAGAGACCGGGGUGGGUUCCUCAUCCACUCCCUCUUACCACAUCUCAUUACCCUGGACCGGGACAUACUCAGCACCGGGGUCACCUUCUAUCACCUCAGGGAGGGGGUAACCAGGAUUGGACCUCAGGACAAACUGGUAGAAUCACAAAUAGUCCUCCAGGGCGGCGCCACCUGUGAGAUAGAGAACCAGUCUGGGGUUGUGACCCUGAGGCCGCUGCCAGGGAGUGUCUGCAUGGUCAAAGACAGGGAGGUGACGGAGCCCUGCAGACUGGCACAAGGGACAUUGAUCACACUUGGAGGUGUCCACAAGUUCCGUUUCAACCACCCAGCAGAGGCUGCAGUCAUGAGAGAACGGAGACGGGCCAGUGAAGGUGCACUGAACUGCAGCUACAAUGAUUUUCGAACCUUGACCUCUGACUCCAGGGCUGGAGGAGAGGCAGUCCAGGGGCAGACGGGUGAAUGUGAGGCUGAGGGUAAGGAGCCUCCCCUCAGGCAGCAGUGUGUUGAGGACCAGGUGAGGUGCGUGGAGGAGCGGCGGGGGUAUGUGGAGUGUCUACGCCAGGAGAUCCAGACUGAACAGAGACUAGCUGAGAGAGAUCUGGAGAGAGAACAGGCACAUCUGAGACAACAACACACUGACAUCCUGCAGUGGAUCUUACAAGAGAAGCAGCGUCUGGCAGCUAUAACGUUAGAGGAAAGAGGAACUCAGGAGUUUGGUGUACAGACUGAUCCUAUACCAGCUGAUCCUAUACCAACUGAUCCUAUACCAGCUGAUCCUAUACCAACUGAUCCUAUACCAACUGAUCCUAUACCAGCUGAUCCUAUACCAACUGAUCCUAUACCAGCUGAUCCUAUACCAGCUGAUCCUAUACCAACUGAUCCUAUACCAGCUGAUCCUAUACCAGCUGAUCCUAUACCAGCUGAUCCUAUACCAGCUGAUCCUAUACCAGCUGAUCCUAUACCAACUGAUCCUAUACCAACUGAUCCUAUACCAGCUGAUCCUAUACCAGCUGAUCCUAUACCAGCUGAUCCUAUACCAGCUGAUCCUAUACCAACUGAUCCUAUACCAGCUGAUCCUAUACCAGCUGAUCCUAUAUCAGCUGAUCCUAUACCAGCUGAUCCUAUACCAGCUGAUCCUAUACCAGCUGAUCCUAUACCAACUGAUCCUAUACCAACUGAUCCUAUACCAACUGAUCCUAUAGCAGCUCCCAUCCUAGACAGCCUGCUAACGGAAGGUUCGGAAGGUUCUGAGGAAGAGUGUGGUCAAACAGUUGUGCCGCCCUCUAAAGUGGUUCUAUACAGGAAGAAGGUGGUUCAGGAGGAGCUGUUACGACAUCACGCCCUGCGGAGUGCCGCGAGCCGAGUUCGACGCAAAAGGCUGCGCUACCAGCUGGAGAGGAUCGCUCGCAAGCGCCAUCUACUGGAGGCUAAGAGGGAACUGCAGAGGCUCGAGAAGGCCCUGCCGCCUGGACUAGAGAGCCCUGUGUCUCCUGAGCUGGGGUCCCCCUCAAGGUCAAGAGAACGUCAACCUGUUUUGCGCAGGAAUUCUGUCUCAUCAGACCUUCUGUCCCGCUUGUACCCCCAACACACCCCAAUCUUCAGCCACUUCCUGAAGAGAAAUAGACCAUCUGAACUGACAUUUGGAUCCAUCGGCUCCAGGCAGUGGGUGUCUGAUGAAUGUCUUCCACGCGAGAGGAUGAGGAGUCGCUCCAACACGUUCUCCUCAGGAACAGGACACAGUAGACAGGUGCAGGGGUACAGGAGCAGAGCCAGCUCCUCAGAGAACCUCAAGCCGCCUGUGAAGGCGGAGGAGGAGGCUCUAGUUCAGCUGCCAUGUCAUGAAAGACCAGAGAGGAAACCACUGCUUCCAAAACGCGGACUUGAACUUACAUUCAAGAACAAUCAGAACCCAGCACAAUCACAAAAUGGAGGAACUCUACAGUCAAGCAGUAAUGUCAUCAUCAAGGGACCAACAGUUACAGUAAGCAAAUCUAGCAGUCAGACUCAGCGGGCUCCAUGUCAGGGAGUGAAGAGCCUUCCCCGUGGUAGUAGGAAGGGCUUGGAGACCAUCUGUAAGGUCUUAUCACGCUCAGUCGGUCCUGGGAUAAAGACAGCGUUGGCCAGGGUGUUUAGAAAAACACCAUCAGGACUGGGUAUUGGAGGCAGAGUGACCAAGCCUAGCGGUAAAACAGCAAGCCGAUUUCACUGGAAACAAAAGCGAGGUGUAGAAGAUGCCAAGAUGAGCAGGAAGAAAUGCAUAAUGAAAACAACUGUCUCAUGUGAGGACCUUGAUCAGAAUACUCCUUCACAUGAUUGUAGGUGGAGACAAAGACAGUGGCGUAGUGCAGAGACUCUGAUGAACCAGGCUAGCACCCUAAGGUGGAUGGAGAGACCGCAGGGAUUGGGACUGGCAGGAUCGGAGGAGUUUGACUGUGAGGAAGAAGAAAAGGGGGAAGAGGAGGUUGGGGGUGACCACUCCUCAGACUGUGACAGCUUGUUCUCUGUGGACUCCCUGUCCUCGGUCUACGCCACAGCCCUGGCAGAGCAGCUGAAGCAGGAGGAGGCUAUCCAGAGCAAAGGAGAGAGCGAAGACAGUCAGAUGUCGAAGGACUCACUGGCUAUGGAGAGCAGAAGGAAGCAUAUUGCAGCAAGGCCGGCACAGAGACGGACUGGGGUAGUACCCAGUCACUCUGUGGUGAGGGGUUUUCUCAAUCUCUCGAUUGGAAAAACUAUAAACAUGGCAUCAGAGAUUCAGCCAACUGAAGAGGGAAGAGAAGACAUUGGGAAACCUAAUGAAAUGCCAGCAGAGGCUUACUGGAGCCAUCGUAGUGGUCCUAAAACCCGAGUCAAUAAAGCAACCGGAGCAACAAGGGAAUCACUGUACCAGAAGCAGCCAGCGACAGAACCCAGGUGUAGAGACCCUGUAUCAAAGCUGAGUGAAGAGCUUGGGCACGUCCACACCGUGUUGACCAGCAGCCCUCACUCUCCGAGCAGCUGUAGUGUGAGGGAACCAGAGAGUUUGCUAAUGCUUACAGACGCAUGGUCCUCCAAUGAUGCAGCAGAUAGUCCUAGGAUACCUAGGGACACUGCCAUGUUGAGGAGGAGGAUGGUGUUUAGUCAUGGUGCGUUGGACAGCAGCAGUAGUCCCAGUGUGGAUCUGUCUGACUGUCGGAGUGGAUUUGGAUCAACUGGAUCCCAUAGCUCCACAUCUACCGACGGCACAGAGGAAGAACAUGUUCCAGUAGAGGAACGAAGACUUGGGGUUUCAACUGAUACUUUGAAUUUCCCUGAUUCUCAGCUUCUCCAAAUGUCAGCGCCACAUGUCAUGAUGCCAUUGAGUCAUGAGGCGGUGUGUUGCAAAGACUAUUUUGAACGUCAGUUAGUCAGUUCAGAAGGUUUGCUGAAGGGAUCUAUUAAUGAUCCAGGCUUCCGCCAAAAUCAAAGUAGAGAUGUCUCAUCAGAGCUUCCUUCACCUAGAUCUGCAUGUGCUCCAACCAUUGACUAUAAGAUUCAACAUACCCCAUCAACAUCAACAUUGGAGGCUGACAUUUUUCAUGGGCCUCAGAUGCAGCCGGUCACAUUAUCUCCAGAAGUGAUGUUUGUGGGAGUGGCAGACCUAACAAACUACACUGAUGCUUGUUUGUCUACCUACAGUCAUCAGUCAAAAGCCAGUCUGUUAACUUACCCUAAAACUGAAGGUGAGAUGUUGAAUGAGACAUCUGACAUCGAAAGUGCCCCAAAUAAUUAUUCUGAAGAUAAUGAACUAUGCAAUGUAGAUGGAGACAUGGAAGAAGUCAAAGAUGAGGAGUUUUGCGAAGCAAGCAAUACCAAAUACAUAUCACCUGAAAGUGAGUUUAAAAUGCUGCAAAAGCUUGAAGCCAAAGUCACAGAGCAGGACUGUGUGUUGCCAGAGCACAAGUUUUUCAAAGCGUCUUAUAACAAUUCCAUAAAGAGGAACAAAGGCCUGCAGGACAGUUUCAUUGGCAGCUUGAAAAUUCCAAAGAGCAGCAACGGAGGGGACUUCUUAGCGUUCUCCACUGUAACAGUGAAGAACAGCCAGGAAGUUAUUUCACCAGACGACAACAAUAACACCAGUGAAUUAAAAGACAAACAAACUUCCUCUGCAGUCGAUUCAUUUAAACUAAAUCUGGGCUGCAAUGAAGGUCAUAUCCAACGAGAUACCUCUGCUUUAGUAGCAAUGUCAGUGUCUGUGCACAUAUCCCAUGAAAAUCUCUCUCCGUGUGGCCAUAAAACCAUUGACACGGGGGGCCAUAAAAAGACUCCUUUUGGAGAGAAGGCCGUUAUUGAAAAGAGAAGAGAAGUAGAACGAGGUGAAGAAAGAGAAGUUCAAGGGUGGGGUGAAAAGCUAAACUCAGAUAGCAAGAGAAGAGACGUAGAGAAUGGUAGAUGGGGACAUCACCAUGGCGAUAGUAACUGUAGUUCAUCAGAUCAGCGAAUCUCAGAGGUGAUGAAGGAGAAUAUGAGGAUGUCACUUAUAGAUGGGGGUGGAGACAACAGUAACAGUGAACUGGACAGUCAAAGUAGUCAAAUCCUUAAUGCCUUGCCAACAAGUAAUCCUAACAAAUGCGAUUCACCAAAGGAUCUACAAGCAGUGGAGGAUCAUCAAGUAGCUGAUGAUCCACUGGUAAUCAUUAAGCCAGGCUCUUGUUCGACAUCAGAAAAGUCUUGUAUCGGUUCUGAGAUGCUAAGAAUGGACAACACGACAGACAUGGAAAACGUGAGCCAAGGAAAGGAUCUUAGACUCUCUACUUCCAUCAAAUUAAAUUAUAUGAAUCAACCAAGUUUCAUAACCAAAGGGAAUGAUCCAGACAGUAGGACAAAUAUCUCCUCAGAGUUCCAGUUAAGUCAGAGCUUUCAAGAGAACGUGAGAGAAGUGCAACUGAAAAAUGGGAUAACUGAUGUUGAUGCAAGGGGAUACAAGGGUCAGGAUGCUUCUGGCUGUUCUGUCAUUACACCGAAUGCAAGUGUCAAUUCUGGUGCAGCAUCUUUCACUGUUAAAAGCCAUGAGCUCCAAUUAAGUCUGGCAUUGAACAACCAAGGUAUACCUGACUACAUCAACAAGCCUGUACUGUUACCAAUGGGAUGUUCUUCAAGGUCUACUUCCACUUCCACCGCACCCAAAGAAUUAUUACUUUCUCAAGGGAAAGUGUUUGAAAGGGAUGUCCCUUUUUCACAUAUGGAGAACAUAAAGAAACAAACGGGUCCUGAGAUAUAUCAUCCUCAUCAUACCUGUCUUGGUAAUAACGAUAAACAAACUGUCCACCAGUGUGGUUCACCUGAGCAAACCCUGAAACCUAGUGCUCUACAACCUCUCCAGAACUGCCCAGGAACAGUGUCCUCAGUGACUACACCACCAAAUAUGGCCUUUGCACAUGCAAGGGACUUCAUAAUGGAUUCAGAAUAUGAGGUUCAAGGCAAAAGCAAGAACCAAUGCAAAUUGACCUCAACGGGUGCAAGUGGACAGCUUUACUUAAAUGAUCGUCAUCAGCAUGCAGCUGUAGAUUCACUCUCUGACAAAAGCGGACAUCAAUGUACACCAGAAAACAUUGAGAAGCACCACAACAGUCAACCACUCUCAAAUAAUUUAUGUGAAUCACAGAAGCUAGAGGAGAAAGGCAGAAAUCACGUUGAGGUCAGAAAAGAGCUCCAAAAAGACACUCCCUAUUCCACAAAUCUGAGUCAGGAACUACCACAGUCAAAGUGUUCACUGAGUCAGGAAGUACAACAGUCAAAGUACUCACUGAGUCAGGAAGUACAUCAGUCAAAGUACUCACUGAGUCAGGAAGUACAACAGUCAAAGUACUCACUGAGUCAGGAAGUACAACAGUCAAAGUGUUCACUGAGUCAGGAAGUACAACAGUCAAAGUGCUCACUGAGUCAGGAAGUACAACAGUCAAAGUGCUCACUGAGUCAGGAAGUACAACAGUCAAAGUGCUCACUGAGUCAGGAAGUACAACAGUCAAAGUGCUCACUGAGUCAGGAAGUACAACAGUCAAAGUGUUCACUGAGUCAGGAAGUACAACAGUCAAAGUGCUCACUGAGUCAGGAAGUACCACAGUCAAAAUGCUCAUCUGAAACUCAUGUAGACAAAUUUCAUAAGACUUGUGUGACCGUUGAUCCUGAUCCUAAAAAGAAACAUCCCAGUGUAAAACACAAAAAAUGCCACUUUGAAAAAUGGCUGAAGGCUCAGUGCAAUGUGAGCAACUUUGCCUCUGACAAUACCAAAGAUUGCCAAAUGGCUCAAAAUGAAGAAGGGUCAAUGACUGAUGGACCACUGGCAAAAUCUCCUGUAACCUUGUUUGACGUACCAAGUAGAAUAAAUAGUAUUGGAUCUUCAUCCCAAAUAACACAUGGAAGUAGUGAUGCUAAUAUGAAGAUAUUGGGUGACAUUUGCAGAGAUAUCAUGUCCAGAGAGGGAAAUACCAAAACAUCUAAUUACAGGCAACCCCAUCAGUUCAGUGGCAGUAGUGUUGUUCACUGCAAAAAGGGAAAAUCCAAGAGGUUCAGAAGGUCCAAAGCCCAGGCACCUCCUAGCCCAUCCUCUGACUCCACACUCAAGUCUUCCUCAGACGAAGAAGAUAAAAUCCCUCCCAAGUUGCAUCGAAACAGGUCUUCAUCAACAAGAAUUAAGUCAGGAACUCAAACUAAUGGGAAACUAGAGGAGAUCAUUCAAUGCAAUGGUGCCGCAAUUUCUCCAGUCAAAAGACAAUCACCACAGUCAAAAGACAAUCAGACUAUGGAAGCUUGUACUGCCCGGACCCCAUGUAAAUAUGAUGGUAAAGCUGGAGUUGGCAUCGGUUUGAGUCAGAAAGAACACAGCCCCAAUGGACAAUCAGCACAUGCUCUUGCAAUGGAGAAAAUGACCAAUCGGGAGAAAAUCAUGUCUUCCAGUAUCAAAGAAACUGAGAUGUCACACUACACACCAAAGACUCAGGAUUCUCCAAUGCAUUUUGCCUCCAUCGACAUCAAUCCCUUUGCUCCUCAAUGGCAAGAAGAAGAGCCAAACCAAAGCUGCUACAAGAACCAGGUAUUUGGAAGUGCUGCAUUUGGAGGUGCUGCAUUUGGAAGUGCUACAUUUGGAAGUGCUGCAUUUGGAAGUGCUGCUGACAUUUCUUGCAAAUCACCCCUGCUGGAUGCCACUGACAAACGCAUCACUAGAUGCCACAGUGUCGACAAUGGUUUAAACGUGCAGAACUCUCCUUUCAACUCCCACCUGAGCACUUACGCCAACAACAAGGGACUCUCCAGCAACCUGAGCAGCAUGGAGGAAAAUUUCAAAGAUCAAAUGUCCCCCAACGCCCAUCUGAAAGGACGUACUAACCAAGUCUCUGGUGUUGACGAUCACAAUUAUCAACUGACCCAGACCAUGAGCUGUAUCUCAUCUUCUUGCUACGAUGUAUCUGGAGAUCUUGGUAACAGCACUGGCCAAGUGGAUGAGAUCAUGUUGGUUUAUGACUCUUCAGAGCAGGAGUCUCAGGGUAAUGGGUUUCAAAGGUCUGAAACACACACCACAUGUGACCACAGCACCCAGACAACCUUGACUCAAGAAACCAUGACUCAGACAACGAUCAACCAUGGUGAUCUACAGAGGAGAAACAACCGUCUCAGAAAGAGCAGCACUCAGGUACCAGUGUCUCAGAAGACCACAGAGGCCUGUAGAGAGACCUUCACAUGGGCCAGCCUUCAGAACAUGUCUGAGCAUCUCUCACAGCUGAUAGUCAACACCUCUGAUCUUCUGGGGAAUGUUCAGGGUAUGAGGUCUGGCGAUAGCCUCAAACAUAGCCUGACAGGAAAUGUUAAAUCUUCAUCUCAUCUGUACUCCUCCAAAGAUUGGACAAAGAGAGACUGCUCAACCCAAACUGCAGUAGAUAUUGGGAUCCAGACCGAAAGGACUUCAACACCCGUUCAAGACAAAAUGUCUAUACACCAAACUCUGUCCACAGAGAGGUCCAAAGCCCAUGAAGUUAAUGUGAUAGUCAAAGUGAUUGGCUCAGAAGUUUUCAAUGUGUCACAAGAGAAGGGGCUUCCCCUUCAACAUCAACUCAAGAACAAGCCCAAUGAUAAUAUUCAGAGCAUGCCUGACCUGCGACUCAAUGGCUCCACUGUUAACCAAAGAUCUAUCUUGGAACCAGAGAGUCUCCUGCACAAAGUCCCUUCCAUGGAGACUGUUCAACGUCACAAUCAUUCAAAUCCUCCCAUUCGUCAUAGAAGCAAUGAGGACUGCCAACCUGAAAGAGUGUCCUCCUCCAAAAGCAUGGGAGUCUCUGAAGUCUGCAAUCAUUUGUCAGAAAUACUCAGACCAGAAAGACAGAAUGUCUUGAGAAGGAGUGACCCAGGAAUAGGCUAUAGAAAACAAGUGAGCUUCACAGACCGUGCAUGCUCACCCAUUCUCACUGUGGGUCCCAGGGCUGGUUCCAACCAGAGCAGAAGAAUGUAUUUACAGAGUCUCCAAGAAGAACAGAAGUUUGAGAUGCAAAAUAGAAGUAAAGAACACAUUUCGGACCGAAAGGAGUGCCAGUCAACACCUUGUUUAAGUUACAGCGGACAGAAAACAUGCAUGUCUUUCACAAAGAAUGAUAAGAUAUCAGGACAUGACUCCCUUCAUCUGUCUGAGAAGCCUUGUGAUAACUCCACCACAAAAUCUAUGGGAUUGAUAUCCCUGGAGAAUGUGAGUGCCGUCAGCCAUUCAAGCCCAAACGGGUCUGAUGGAUACUCAGAAAGUCUUAGUUCGCCCAUUGAUGAAUACAUCCACAAGGAAACCAGCAUUGUCAUCCACGAAGAAGAAAGGGAAAUGAGUGUAUGGCACAAAACCAGCCAAAGUCCAAGAUGGUCCCUUCCUUCUGUUCUAAGCAGUAAUGGAGUCACUAUGCAGAACCACACCUCUCUCAUCUUUAGUCAGACUAGUGAGUCCAAACAGGAGGAGAAAUCAAUCUCUACUUUUGGAGAUCAACUAAGCUACAGGAGACAUUCAAUAGAUUACCACAACAGUAGAUCAUCAGAGCGUCCAGUGGAGCACUUCACUGGUGCUUAUGAACAUUCCCCUAUCAGUGACAACACCAUCCAUGUUCAGGAGGAUGACAUGGUGUCAUUGUCCCCAAGUGAGUGCAACACAGACAUCCUAGUGAACACCAACCCAGUCACCCACACUUCCAACUUCCAACACCAACACUCCCCACAGCAGCUAGAUCACCAGCGGCUCCCUGAGGACCUACCUGUGCACAACAAGUUCACCAACUGGUCUGGUAUCAGCCAGCAUCCCUCUGAGAUAAGACGGACCAAUAGUUUAAUGAAACCAGCCAUGUAUCUACCCACUGGUCAUGAAGCACAGAGGAACCAUCCAGAGUGGGCUGAGCUGGAGAGCCAGGAGUCAAAGUCCAGCUUGAGUCCAAAGUCCAUGUUCCAUAAGGACAAGAAGACAAGGGAGAUAGAGAGACUGCGUAAGGAGCGAGAGCAGGUCAUGGCUACGGUUCAACUGAACAUGAACCCUCAUCAUCUGACCGUGGAGCUGACUGAAGCCAAGCUGCACUAUGGUCUGGGAGAGACGGACAUGCAGUUAAAGUUGUUGACAUCUGGAGGAACCAAGGAGGAGGAACCGUCCCCUGUCCAUACCAAACAGCAGCUCUAUGACCGGCACCGGAGGAGCAUUGAGAGUUUGAGGAAGGAGAGGGAAGCUCAGCUUCAGACCAGCCGUAGGGCUCGCAGCCUUAGCCCCAGCAAGCACCACUCCACCCGGUCCCAUCCUCAACCCAGAUCCCCUCCUCAAAAAGCCUCCAGAGUUUCAGCCCUGCCCAUUCGUCGCAGAGACUACCUUCAACAGUUCCGACAGGAGGUAGUGACAAGCAGCAUGAUCCCAGAUCCACCCAGAGGAGAGGGUGAAUAUCCCUCUGAGAUAGAGCAGCUUCUGCGUGACUAUGGCCGUGCCCGUGAGGAGGCCAUGACUGAGAUAGCCCGUGCACGGGAACGGCUCCGCAAGAGGACAGAGCAGGAGAAGAGACGACUCCAGCAACAGGCUCUGUCUCAGAUGGUCAAGGAUGACUUGCAGUAUCGGACCAGAGUCAGCAGCAGUACACUGUGCACUGGGUCGAGUCUGAGCCUAUCCUCUGGACCAACCUCUGGCUACAACAGUGGGAACACAGCUCAGCUGAAGGAUGGCAGUAGACCCUCACUGACACUGCAGGUCACUGGGGUGCUGGGUGAAGGGCUGAAUGAGCUGAAGGUCAGGUCUCGCCCUCCCAUCUGUAGUUCUCAGAGUGUGAAAACCCAGCGUGCCUGGCUCUCUGCCCAGGAUGUAUGUCUGGAGCCUGGUGUCUCAGGGUAUGACCCUCUGCUGUCAUCCUCACCGGCAUCUCCUACGAGCCUACGACAGCGCACCGCCUCCUUUGGCUCCGCCUCAUCCAUAUCGACAGCCUAUCAGGACUUCACUUCCUGUCUGCUUGGUCGAGCUAUGGCUGAGGUGCGCUUGGCUGCUGCUGGUGACAUGGGGAACCUGGUGAUGGGGAAAGCUGCAGCUGGUUGGAGGUACCAGGGCAUGGAGCGAGGUGUCCAGGCCUUCUACAAGCCCUCCUCCAGCCAAUCUGUGCACUCCUUCCUGGGGGCGGUGGAGCUGGAGAGGCCCCUGGCCAGCCUGUGGAGCAUGGUCCGAGACCACUCCAAGACCCACCUGUACCACGAGGCUGUCCGGUCUGCCUGGACACGACCACUAGAUGACAGCACUCAGUUGGUCUACCUGCUGACAGACCCGUCCAGCUGCCACCUCAAACAGCCCAGAGACUUCUGCUGCAUCAGCACCCAGUCACAACAGGAUGAGCUGUGUGUGCUGGCCAUGCAGUCAGUCUUCGAGGAGUCUCUCCCUCGGCCCAGUGUAGAGGCUGUCCGAGGAGAGAUGUUGCCUAGCGCCUGGGUCCUUCAGCCAAUCACACGCCACGUCCGAGAGGUCGUCAGGGUCAUCUACCUGCUGCAGGUGGACCUGGGCACUCCCCUUCCUCAGAGACUGUUGGGAUCAGUGGCUAGGAGACAGGCGUCCGUCCUGGCUGAGCUCGACUCCCUUUUCGCUUUGUGGGACUGACAGCUAGGUCAGGGUCAUGUUCAUUAGGCACCAAAAGGAAGAAAAAAGACUGAAACAAGGAGGGACUACCUGGACUUUUCCAAUAAGAAAUGCACAUUUUAUUUUUCCAUUGCAAUACAUGUUGCUACAAUGUGCCCUAAUGAACAUGACCCAGGUCAGCUGUCCAAUUAGAACACAGAUUUCCGUCUCACAUUGCAAAACAUUUUGCUACGGUGUGCCCUAAAGAACACGCCCCAAGGUUAAAGGUAGCAGUGAGCACUUAGACAGACAUCCUGAAUCUGAUAUGGGACCUGUCUCUCUUGUAAUUUGCAAUGUAUUUACUUGAUUGUAUUCUUAUGAAGAGCACUGAUGACAUUGAUUUUGUGAGACUAAGUAUCAUGUAGCUUUUUUAUAUAGGAACAUAACUGUGUGUUUUGUGUUUAAAAUUGUUAAUUGAAGACCUGUGUUUAAUAUGUUUGAGUGGUCUAGACUGGCUGUCAGGGAGGAUUGAGGGUGUGACUCCUAUAUCUGAUCCAUGAAACACAUCUUACUGUGUUACUGCAACUUCUGACCAGAGUAAACCCAGGCCCUAAAGGUUUACUUCAUAAUAACACUAUAAUAACACUGAUUUAUAUAUAAUGCAGAAUGAUCAUUAGUCUCCUGUUUCCCAUUCCUCUAUUUAAUCUGUUAGCCUCAGUUGUACUACUUUCAUAAUUACUGAUUUAUGAAACAAAGUGAUCAUUAGUCUCCCAUUUCACUGUCCUCCCAGCCGAUGAACUAACCGCUUUUAUAAUGACCACUUAUUGACAUAAUUGUUUUCUCCAGCAUCCUGUGUUAACGUCCCAAGGCACAGCACACUUUACCAAACUCACUACCCAACCUUUAAAAAGACAUCUUAUGUGUUUUGUUGAUUGUUCAGAACAUUAUUUUGCUGUAGUUGUAGUAUUGCAGUGUCACAGUAAGAUGGUCCCCAGGGGAACCAAAGAAGAAGGAACUGAUAUGAAGGAUCUCGUUUCCCCAGGGAAAGAACAAUGAAGUAGCCUAGCUAACUGACAAACUUUUUGUACUGAGUUUUAUUUUGAUCCAUACUUUUGUAAGUGGCUUUUAUGUGACAUAAAUGUAUACUACCAUGUCAAUAUGUAUAAAUAUUUAUGUUUUUAUUAUGUUCUUUAUUUUAAUAACAUAUUUGAAUCCUAAAGAAAUGCAAGGAGCAUAUGUUAUUUUCCUGUAUAAACUUGACAUAAAAAAAAAAAUUGUACUUCUUC
Coregonus clupeaformis (lake whitefish) is the source of this 14356-nucleotide messenger RNA. Its product is annotated as stAR-related lipid transfer protein 9. The transcript is spliced from 33 exons. The record is from RefSeq and is a predicted model, not a curated record. Gene Ontology annotation, molecular function: microtubule motor activity; lipid binding; ATP binding. Bases 90 to 13112 code for a protein of 4340 amino acids. Gene Ontology annotation, biological process: microtubule-based movement. Lineage: Eukaryota; Metazoa; Chordata; Actinopteri; Salmoniformes; Salmonidae.